UCUCUUUCUGUGUGAGCGAGAGAGAGGCUCAGGGCUGCACUCCUCCAAGGGCUUCUCGUACUCUCUCUCAGCACACGUUCACACACGCACACACGCAUCCCGUGCAUCCAGACGGGGGGCUUUCACCAUCCCAGACACACCGUCUGCUGCCCGGCGGAGCGCUGCGACUUCUGUCUGGGAGAGCCGGACGGAGAGGAGGGAUUUUACCCAGGAUCCGUCCGUGAUUUGCAACAGCAUGCGCCCGCCGAGCCAGACUUUAUCCCAAGGUUGAGCCGAGCGCUGCAGCAGGCGACGAGGGAGGAAUGGAUCGUAGAGAGAGCAGGACGUGGAACUGAGUGCGUUUGCGUCGUCGGAGGAUGCUUUGGGCAUCGCGGCAGGACGUUUAAGAGUUGGAUGGAUUUUGCAUGCUGUCGGAGAGGGUUGCCAUUCAGAGACAUGAGGCCUCUUCUGAAGAACACCCUUUAAUAUUUCCCUCACUGAGGAUGUGCAACGAUUUCUGCUCGGCACAACCACGUCUGAGGUCACUUCUUCUCUAGACCCUCUUUUAUACCUCAGGGUUGACUUUCAAAACUCAUAAGUGUCUGUGUGCUUCCUGUUGAGCACCGCUGGAUUUGCGACCAGUUUUGCUUCGCUGCAUCCGGAGUGCAAAACUGCUGAAAAAUCGCCCUCCAUGGUUUCUGCCCAUUUCAAGAAGCUAUCGUCUUACAUCGUAAAGAUUUGCAAAGGAAUGUUUACAAAGAAACUGGCAAAUACCACAAAGAAGAAAGAGAGUAGCGAAAACAAAAAAGAACCCAAAACGUCCCCCGAACUGCAUGCACGGAACCCGACGUUCUCAACCACACUAAAAAGCACAGUUAAAAAAAUCUCCAAAUGCUCAUCGGCACGCAAUAUAUCUCUUGAGGAGGAUGACGGAAAAAACGACUGUUCUUCUCUCUCGCCAACAUUCAGUUACCGUGUAGCAAUUGCCAAUGGACUUCCAAAACAUGCCCUCUUUCUGAACAAUAAUGAAUUUCAUGAGGUCUUGUCAAUUGAUAGCGAUUACUCUGACUCUCUAAACGAGGCAAAACUUGUCCAUAGAUUCGAUGAACAUAAAGCUUAUACAAUGCCAGUAAGAAGGAACAGGAAGAGUUUGAUUAGUUUAGCGCCCUCUGAUGGCAGCUCGGAGGGGGAGCGGGGAGAGCGCAGCAGCCUCCACACCCUUCGAUUGGGCGCUCUGAAAAAACUGAGGAAAUGGAAGAAGAGCCAAGAAUGUGUGUCCUCGGACUCAGAGGCCAGCAACUGGAGAAAGACUCUUGGCAUCAGAAGCAAAUCUCUGGACAGGGCUGGCCGACACCAGAAAACCACUACCCUGGAGCCAGGAUCCAGCUCGACGGGAUGUAUCAGUCAGACUCAGGAUGUGAUGGAGAUGAUCUUCAAAGAACUUCAGGGAAUCAGUCAGAUCGAGUCUGAGCUCUCAGAACUGAGAGGGCACGUUAACGCUCUCAAAAGCUCCAUCGACGAGAUCUCCAGCAGCGUGGAGGUGGUGCAGAGUGAAAUCGAGCAGCUCCGUUCAGGUUUCGUGCAGUCCAGACGUGAGACUCGAGACAUCCAUGACUACAUCAGACAGAUUAGCCAACAGACCAACAAAGCUACUCUGAGAUUUCUAAAUGUGCCUGAGGAGAAGUACGAAAAAACAGAAGAUCUUAUUUAUCAGAUCCUAAAAGAGAAAAUGGGUUUUGCUGACGCAUGCAAGACAUUUAAAAUUGAACUGGCCCAUCGACUAGGGCAACAAAGAGAAUGUUACAAUGCUAAACCUCGACCAAUCGUAGUUAUAUUUUCAAGCCCACAAGACAGGGAUUUAGUUUUGAAAAAGUGUUAUAAGCUAAAAGGGACUGGAAUAUCCAUCUCAACCGAUAGUCUAGCACACGAAUCGAAAGAAAAGCGAGACAAGCCGAUGGCUUCCUCCCAGACUUAUGAAAGCAUGGACAUCAAGGUCUCAGCCAAAGACAAGGCUGAAAGCGAUGACUGGGACUCCAUGGAAAGCGACAAAGAGCUUGAUGAAUUAAACAAGAAUAAAUAUGCAAUUGUGUCCAAACCACCUCCGAAAAGUAAAUCGGACAAGAAAAAGUCUCACGAUCACCGAAGGAUGGCCGAUGACUCUGCGUACUCUGUACACUAUGCGGAUGGUACAGCUUAUGAUGAUCACGACAAGCAAAGCAAGUCCUACUAUUCCGACAUAACACCUGGAUGGCUUUCUCAGAGCGACUACUCCACUCCCAAACUCAGCCGGUCUGAAUCGGACUGCUCCAAACUUUGCCAGUCUUACUCCGAGGACUUCUCCGAGAGUCAGUAUUUCAGCAGAGUCAAUGGCUGCUCCUUGCUUUCCUCCUCAGAUCAGGAACUUUGGCAACGGAAGCAAGAAGACAUGGCGUCCUCCUGGUACGCCAGUCCUCCUAGUCAAACUCUGAGCCAAGAACGACCUUAUGCAGAACAUAAUGAAGUUGAAACCACUGAGACUAUUGACAGUGGUGUAAGUAAUGGUCUUGUUUGUAUAUCAGGGGACAGGAGCCAUUACAGCGGCUCUCAGCUGUCGCUGCAGGGUGACCUUUCACCAUGGAAAGACUGGCAUCACCUUGAACAAGGUGCUGAUUCAGGUUUGGAUGCCUCCACUGAACAGAACAUAAUCUCUGAAAUCAGUAGCCCCUUUGACCCUGCAGCCAACCCUGGUUUCCCUGAGAAAAUUACUAAAUGCCUUGAGGUUGAUUUGCAAUUUGAAGGUGAGACCUUUUUGACCCUUGAUAGCACUCCUGAGACAGGCCAAGAUCAAGAUAUAGAUAUAGAACCUGAAUAUUUAGAACCUGAGCUUGAGCCAGUGCCAGAACCUGAGCCAGAACCAGAACAAAUGCCACAGCCAGAACCUGAACCUGAACCAGAGCCAGAACCAGAGCCAGAGGCUAUAAUUGAACCCAUGCCAAAACCAGUACCUAAACCUGCAGCAGAACCGCCACCCGAAAAGAAGCCCAAGACCAAGAAGAUCCACGCCAAGCCUGAAUCAGCUCCACAAACUUUGCAGAGACAGGAUGUGAACCACCUCCAGCAAAGCCAGAAAUCUUCCUCCAUGUACCGGAGCCAGAGCGAGAUCAGGAAUGAGAAAGUGGAGGAAGUCCCCAAAUCCUGGAGUAGCAGGCUCAGCAUAGACCUCAGCGAAAAAACCUUUAGCUUUGGAGGAUUUGGAUCCACCCUGCAAAGAGCAAAGUCAGCUUUGGAUUUUGUGUGGAAUAAGGGUUCCCAAAGCACUAGUGCUCCGGUUGAAGAACCGAGCAACACCUCGUUCAUGGGUAGGUUCAGAACCAUGUCCCAGUCCACAGCGAACAGCUCCAGCACAACCAUUGACUCUGACGUCUACACAGAACCUUUCUACUACAAGGCAGAAGAUGAAGAACAACCUGCCGAACAACCUGUGGACAAUGAGACACAUUACGUUGAGGUGAUGGAACAAGUGCUCGCCAAUCUGGAAAACAGAACAAAUGCAAACGAGGCUGAGGAGCAGUACCAAGAAGAGGAAUACGAUGUCUCACAAGAGUAUGACAUCUCGCAAGAGGGUAACCUCGUGCUGGAAUAUGACUGCAGCCUUGAUGAGCAGUACGAUGAGGAAUACAGUGAGGAGUAUGAUGACAAUCCAAUGACUGAAGACACGGCAGAGUAUGAGGUGAGUUUGGUGGAUUAUGUGGAGGAAACCGAGGAGCCGGAAGCAGAGACCGAGGAACAGGAGGAGAGCAAAGAGGAGGUGCAGGAGGCUCAAGAAACAUCAGAAACGAAGGGAGCGGAUAAGGUAAAAGAGACUGUAGAGCAAGAGGAUGAGAACAAAAAUGUUACAGAGGUUCCUGUGCAAGAAGCACCACCACCCAAAAAAAGGAUACGUCCCACCUUCAAAGAGGCGGCACUGAGAGCUUACAGGAAGCAGAUGGCUGAGCUGGAACAGCAGAUCCUGGCAGGAGACAGCACUGCUCUGGACACCGAGGGUCGCGCCAACAUCUUGGACGCAGCCAAACUGGGGCUGAGCGGUGGAGGGGUUGGCAGUAUACUUUACGGCAUUGACAGCAUGCCAGAUUUACGUCGCAAGAGGACCAUGCCUAUUGUCCGAGACCUGACAUUGGCUGCUCGAAAGGCAGGCAUUGCGUUUGGGCUCGUGAACAGAUCGACUCUGAAUAACGAGGAGCUGAAACUGCAUGUGCUCAGAAAGACCCUGCAAGCGCUGAUCUAUCCCAUCUCCUCCACAACGCCCCAUAAUUUCGAGGUGUGGACGGCCACGGCACCCACCUACUGUCACGAGUGUGAGGGUCUGCUGUGGGGCAUUGCCCGGCAGGGAAUGCGCUGCACCGAAUGCGGGGUCAAAUGCCACGAGAAAUGCCAGGACCUCCUGAACGCAGACUGUCUGCAACGUGCUGUAGAGAAGAGCUCGAAACAUGGAGCCGAAGACAAAACCCAAAACAUCAUCAUGGCCAUGAAAGAACGGAUGAAAAUCAGGGAGAAGAACCGGCCCGAGGUGUUCGAGGUGAUCCAGGAAAUGUUUCAGCUCUCGAAGGAAGAUUUCAACACUCACCUAAAGACGGCCAAACAGGCUGUGCUGGAGGGGACUUCAAAGUGGUCUGCCAAAAUCACCAUCACAGUUGUGUGUGCACAAGGUUUGCAAGCCAAAGACAAGACGGGCUCCAGCGACCCCUACGUCACAGUGCAAGUCGGAAAGACCAAACGCAGGACCAAAACCGUUUUCGGCAAUCUCAACCCGGUCUGGGAAGAGAAGUUCUUCUUUGAGUGUCAUAACGCCACAGACCGUAUAAAGGUCCGUGUGUGGGAUGAAGAUGAUGAUAUAAAGUCCAGAGUGAAGCAACACUUUAAGAAGGAAUCUGAUGAUUUCCUGGGUCAGACCAUCAUCGAGGUGCGGAUGCUGAGCGGGGAGAUGGACGUCUGGUAUAAUCUCGAGAAGCGGACGGAUAAGUCGAUGGUUUCAGGGGCCAUCAGGCUGAAGAUCAGCGUGGAGAUGAAGGGAGAAGAGAAGGUGGCUCCUCCUCACGGGCAGUACACAUGUUUACACGAGAAUCUCUUCCACUACCUGACGGAGGUCAAGAACAACGGAGUCGUGAAGAUCCCGGAGGUCAAAGGCGACGACGCCUGGAAGGUUUACUUCGAUGACGUGUCACAGGAGAUCGUGGAUGAGUUCGCCAUGCGUUUCGGUGUGGAGUCCAUCUACCAGGCCAUGACGCAUUUCUCAUGUCUCUCGUCCAAGUACAUGUGUCCUGGUGUUCCUGCGGUGAUGAGUAACCUGCUUGCCAACAUCAACGCCUACUUCGCUCACACGACAACGGCAACCACCAACAUCUCGGCUUCUGACCGAUUCGCAGCAUCCAACUUUGGGAGAGAGAAGUUUGUCAAACUCUUGGAUCAGCUUCACAACUCUCUGAGGAUCGACCUCUCCAAGUAUCGGGAUAACUUUCCUGCAGGAAAUCCAGAGAGACUCCAGGACUUGAAAUCAACCGUCGACCUGUUGACAAGCAUCACCUUCUUCAGGAUGAAGGUGCAAGAGCUGCAGAAUCCUCCCAGAGCCAGUAUGGUGGUUAAGGACUGUGUGAAGGCCUGUUUGGACUCCACCUACAAAUACAUCUUUGACAACUGCCAUGAGCUCUACAACCAACUACUGGACCAGGCUAAGAAGCAGGAACUGCCUCGCGAGGAACAGGGUCCGUCCAUCAAGAACCUGGACUUCUGGCCCAAACUGAUCACGUUGAUGGUGUCUGUAAUUGAUGAGGACAGAAUGGCCUACACACCCAUCAUUAACCAGUUCCCUCAAGAGUUGAAUAUGGGUAGAAUUAGUGCUGAAAUCAUGUGGACUCUCUUCGCCAUGGAUAUGAAGUACGCAAUGGAGGAACACGACAAGCAUCGUUUAUGCAAGAGCACAGAGUACAUGAAUUUGCACUUCAAAGUCAAAUGGUUCCACAACGAGUACGUGCGAGACCUGCCUUCCUUUAAGGGGAUUCCUCCAGAGUAUUCGCUGUGGUUCGAGCCGUUUGUUAUCCAGUGGUUGGAUGAAAAUGAAGAUGUAGCGAUGGAUUUCCUCAACGGAGCUCUAGAGAGAGAUAAAAAAGAUGGGUUCCAGCAGACGUCAGAACACGCUCUCUUCUCCUGCUCGGUGGUGGACGUGUUCACGCAGCUCAACCAAAGCUUUGAGAUCAUCAAGAAGCUGGAGUGUCCGAACCCUCAAGCUCUCGCUCACUUCAUGCGCAGGUUUGCAAAGACCAUAAAUAAAGUUCUUCUCCAGUAUGCUGCAAUCAUCUCUAAAGACUUCAGCAACCACCUGAGCAAGGAGAAAGUGCCCUGUAUCCUCUUGAACAACAUCCAGCAGCUCCGAGUUCAGCUGGAGAAGAUGUUCGAGUCCAUGGGAGGAAAACAGGAGGAAGGGACUGUGGUCUUCUGCAAGCUGGACGCGGAGGCCAGUGGUCUGCUGAAAGAGCUGCAGAAUAAACUCAAUACGGUGCUGGACGAGCUCAGCGGCGUCUUCGGCUCCAGUUUCAAGCCAGUGAUUGAGGACUGUGUCAAACAAAUGAACCAGGAGCUGAUACAGAUGAAAGGAAACGCAGGGAACAAGAGCAACGCAGCCAUGGACGCCGAGACCGUCCUGAGACCCCUCAUGGACCUGCUGGACAAGAACCUAAUUCUGUUUGCCAAGAUCUGUGAGAAGACGGUUCUCAAGCGGGUCCUGAAGGAGCUGUGGAAGAUAGUUCUCAACACCAUCGAGCGACAGAUUGUUCUUCCGCCCCUCUCAGACCAGACACAAGGGGCUCAGAUGAUUUUCAGUGCUGCCAAGGACCUCGGUCAGCUCUCCAAACUCAAGGAGCAUGUGAUCCGGGAGGAAGCUCGCAGUCUGAGUCCUCGACAAUGUGCCGCCAUGGAUUUAGUGCUUCCCACCAUCAAGCAAUAUUUCCAUGCGGGUGGAAACGGUCUGAAGAAAACCUUCCUGGAGAAGAGCCCCGAUCUCAAGUCCUUGAAAUACGCCCUCAGCCUUUACACUCAACCCACAGAUGCCUUGAUCAAGAAAUAUAUAUGCACCCAAACCUCUCAAGGUCAGUCCACGUCUGGAUCCAUCGGGGAGGUCGCCAUCCAGGUGGACCUGAUCUCACACCCCGGCACUGGAGAGCACAAAGUCAGCGUCAAAGUUGUGGGUGUGAACAAUAUCAACUGGCAGACGAAUGCCAUGUUUCGCCCCUUCGUGGAGGUCAACGCCAUCGGCCCGCACCUGGCUGACAAGAAACGCAAGUUUAGCACCAAAACCAAGAAUAACAACUGGUCUCCAAAAUACAACGAAACAUUCCAGUACGUGCUGAGUAAUGAACACGGCCCAGAGGCCUACGAGCUUCACAUCUCCGUGAAGGACUACUGCUUCGCCCGAGAGGACCGAAUCAUCGGCAUGACGGUCCUUCAGCUCAGAGAACUGGCCGAGAAGGGCAGCCUGAACGCCUGCUACCCGCUCGUCAAGAGCGUUACCAUGGACGAAACCGGCCUGACCAUCAUGAGAAUACUCUCGCAAAGGACCAACGACGAAGUGGCCAAAGAGUUCGUACGUCUCAAAUCGGACACGCGGUCGGCCGAGGAAGUGUCGUAGAGAACCGGCAGGCGGGGAGAACAGAUGCGCGGUUGUGUUUGUUUUUGUGCAUGUGUGUAAAACAUCUGUUGGAAUGUUCAUUUUAAAACUACAAGUACGUACAAAAGUGUUUACCUACCGUAUGCUCUCUAUCAAAUAUUAUAUUCUACCGAGUUAUGUUCAAGAGACAGUUUUGUAUGACGAUUAGUCUUUUUGAACAGAUAUCGUAUUUGUUCAGAUAAAGUGCCAAACCAAAAAAAAAAAAAAACGACAAAAAAAAACAAUAGACUAAAUACAAACGCAUAUGAAUUAUUGGUGAAGUUGGUAUCUUUCUAAAUUUGCUCGAUUCUUUUGUCCGGUGUAUAUCAUCCUCUCUUUAAGUGUGUAGCGGUUUCGUUCGUCUUCAUUCUCGCACCGUUUUCGUUUGUUUGGUUUCGUUUUUCGCGUUUUUAACACACGGCACUGGUGGUGCAUGUCUCGUUUUCUUGGUGACGUCUCUCUCCCAUGUGUUCGCAGUGACUGUGGGCAUCGGCUCGGACCCUCUCCCCUCCAACGUUUUGUAUUUGAGUCGACUUUAAAAAGAGACCAUUUUUUAAAAUGGCGAUGACUGCUACGAAUCUCUUCAUAAGUGUUUGUAAUUUUAUAGUCGUUGACAACAAUGAAAACCGCCUCGAGCGCUGCCGGUCCAGGCAGGAGGGGUGGGAUGUUCUUUUAGUUUGUUUUUGUUACAUUACGUUUCCUUUUUUACCAUAGGCUUUCAGCCUUUCUGAAUUAUCACUGUGAACAUGGGCUCUGAAAGGCAAGCUUACAUCACAUUUGUUGACUGUUUGAUAUCAUCUUUUUAUUUUUUCAAACAAGUUUGAUUCUAAAAAAAAAAAUAAAAAAAGAAAAACUGCCAAAGUUAUAUGAAAAUGUUCAUACAAAAGCAAUCCAUGAUCUGUAUGGAAAUCAGUAUAUACUAUGUACACGUGCUACAUACUGUACAUUAUGUUUCUAGUCGAUGGGCCGGUUUUGAGUUCGGGAUGAUUUCUGUGAAGUUGUUUUAUCUGGUAUGAACGUGGUAAAUGUUGCUUUACAGAAGAGUCACAUCGAUCGCCGUCAUCUCAUUUAUUUUUGUUUACAGAGGAAAAAGUUUAACAUUUGGUAUUUAUGCAACAUUCCUAUGUAUUGCACUGAUGGCAAAUUGUAUGUCAUGUAAAUAUAUUUAGUGAGAAAUUGUAA
Molecule: messenger RNA, 8836 nt
Organism: Labeo rohita (rohu)
Lineage: Eukaryota; Metazoa; Chordata; Actinopteri; Cypriniformes; Cyprinidae
Gene: unc13c
Product: protein unc-13 homolog C
Exons: 33
Coding region: 671-7636 (2321 amino acids)
Biological process (GO): neuromuscular junction development; synaptic vesicle priming; synaptic transmission, glutamatergic
Cellular component (GO): presynaptic active zone cytoplasmic component; synaptic vesicle membrane; neuromuscular junction
Molecular function (GO): diacylglycerol binding; syntaxin-1 binding; phospholipid binding
Source: RefSeq, a predicted model, not a curated record